CCCACAUAUUAUCAUUAUUAAACUACAAUUGAACAGUAUAGUAUCCCGUGUGGUGUAGUUGUCAAGGGGACAGUUUCUUCCUGGUGUUUUCGACAGUUGUGAAUGGCUGUUGGAUGCCAACGUUUCUUUGCUGACAGUGUCAAGCUGAAAACGCGUAGCCAUUUGCAAGACAGCUUUCAUGACCAGCUCCUUGAGGACAGUCGGUUCCUCCGGGCAGACUGUCGCCUCGACACAGAACUAGUAGAUAAACUCAUCCUGCAGUUAAACAGGAUCUACCCUCAGAUUCUCACAGACAAGGAGGCCACCAAAUUCAGGGACCUUGACGUGCCCACCUGUGUCCGAUUGGGUGAGCUCCUGGCUCACCUACAAGGGAAAGGAGAAGAAGCCUGCCGGGAGUUUUACCGGGCACUUCACCUGCAUGUGGAGGAUGUUUACUUCAGUUUACCAACGCGCCUCCGCCUCAAAAAUUCUAUAGACCCGUUGACUAAUGCGACCCCUCCCACCCAGCAGAGAUACCUGCUGAAUGACAGAGGGCCUCUGUUCUUCCUGAGUUGUUUCAGUGCUGCUGUGGGUGUGGCUUUAAUGUAUUACUAUGGUGAGGCCAGAGUUACGGUGGGCAGCAGGGCUCUUAGUAUGGCUUCCCUUGGACUGGGGAGACGAGCUCGGGAAGUUCUCGUAUGGUACACUGAAGACCCCAUCAGGAAGUAGUGUGUCCGUCUACACUACCGCAACAAAACACUCCAGAGGUGCUUCCGGACAUCCAUACCACAGCAAUACCAUUUUCACGCCCAUGCCGUGCCGAACUAAAGUGUCCUGGUUCCUGUGACUAAGGUUAAUGCAUUACUCCUGCUCAAUAGGCCAGGUCAGUACAGUUUGUUCGUUUCUGUUUGCCUCAGUAGUUUGAAUGCCCUUAUAGUGCAAGUCCACUCAUUUGAACAUGUGGUCUUGUUUUCAAUGCUUCUCGUUGAUCCCGGAAAGGCAUUCUUAUAUUUUAUUGUGUUACAGGGAAUAUUUGGUGUCAUGUUGACAAGUUGAGUUAAUAGCAUGCAGAAUUAAAAUUUGUCAAAACCAACUCCUAUUAAAUUAGUGUACAUGUGUCUGAACUGAUGCAAGGGCCAUGCUUAUAGGACAAACCAAUGUUUUAUGUAAUGAAAAACCCAUUAACCACCUAUACACACAGAAAGUCUCAAAAUAAUGUUAAAAUGACUCAUGUAAAAAUGGGUGAAUUUGGCUUCAGGAUCACACGACUCUUGUAUGGCUUCAGGAUCGCACUUUCUCUGACAAUUUUCCAUACAGCACUAUUUUUUUUAUGGACUUCUAUUUUCCUAAUAAUGACUAGAUAUUAGUCAGGAUGGUUCUUCCCUGAUGAAAGGGACUGUUGUCAAACGCAUGUAAAGCCUGUUACUGAAUGGCACCAGAGGUUCUGUCUGCUUUUACAGAAUACCCAGAGAGCCAAAGCACUCUAAACUGUUAACCACAGACUGCAUUGUUUUACUUAGUGUAUUUACUACAGAAAACAUAAAAUGCCAAAGGGGGGUAUUUAUAGGCUGGAAUGUCUAGGGUGUUUACUUCAUUUAUUAAAGAAAACUAGCAAAGCACUACACUUAUUGUAAUUUGUUUACAGACCUCAUUACUGUCGUCUUGGGGGCCUGUAUGGGGGGGGGGGGGGUGAAUGUAAUAUCAUGUUGUUUGUCCAGUGUUUGUGUUGGGUUAAGUGUCUACCAAAUAAUGUGCCUUUUAAAUUACAGGAAUCCGAGUGUGCUAUGGUAGAAGCUCUAUAGCUAGCUAGGUAAGCUAGCUGUCGGAGGGAUGUGUUAACUAGAACUAGAGUAUCACAGUAUCACCUGGAGUUUCUGUCUUUUAUUUUGAACAAAAUGUAUUAACUUUCAAUAUUCUUUUAUUUUCUCACUACACAGUCAAUGCAAAGUAAUACCUUUCUGGUCUCAACCAUUUUGUUUAAAUGCAGAAUCUACUUCUCACUUUUCUCAAAUGUUAUUAAGUGGUUCCAAUGAUUGUUAACUGACAUCUAUGUUAACAGAUUUUUCUUGUUUGGGAGGAUAAAUAUUGUUUAUGGGGAAAAUAGAUGAAAAGGGUUAUGCAGUUUUAUAUAAGGGUACACUCUCCAAAUAUAUACAAAUACCUGAUGUAUACAAUUGAUUGUGAUGACAACACUGUAGGUUGCCAACUCUCACACAUUGACCACAAGACACACAGAAUUGAACGUUUUCACAUGCUCUCACGCCUAUUUACUCACCCAGUGAGAUGUUUAAGUAUUCAGUUGUCUAAAUGUCUAUCCAAAGUGUUGUUAACCACUAAGGGAUGGAUCCUAACCUCCACAUAGAAUUCAUUGAAAUCCUUACAAAUUCUACUUCAUUUGUUGUCAGGAUUCACCAGGAAGAGUUUUUGUUGCUUAACCGACUCACAAGUGCCAUCACUAUGAAUUAUAUUCAGUGUAAUUGUAUGAUUUUUCACUGUGUCUUGUUUUUGGCUUUCACUGUGUACUGUAUGCAUGGAUAAUAAAAAGAAAAGAAUA
This is a messenger RNA of Esox lucius (northern pike), 2533 nucleotides long. It is a transcript of the gene card19, whose product is annotated as caspase recruitment domain family, member 19. NCBI's taxonomy places the organism in Eukaryota, Metazoa, Chordata, Actinopteri, Esociformes, Esocidae. The transcript has 6 exons. The record is from RefSeq and is a predicted model, not a curated record. Gene Ontology annotation, cellular component: mitochondrion. The coding region runs from base 103 to 708 and encodes 201 amino acids.